Messenger RNA from Protopolystoma xenopodis, 372 nucleotides. Lineage: Eukaryota; Metazoa; Platyhelminthes; Monogenea; Polystomatidea; Polystomatidae. The record is from the annotation of a GenBank genome assembly.
CAGGAUACUUCCCCUCCUGGUCGCCCUGUCACAGCUUCCCCUUCACUAGUGCCUCCUUGUCCAGUUGUGGACCAAGCUUCACUCACCCAUUUGGCCAGCCCCAUCUGCUCGAAUAUACAUGGUAGUAUCGAUGGUUCUGCUGCUUUUGGCAUCUGGGAGCUGAGUACUGGCCGACCUGUAGCUGUGUGCCAAUUGCCCUGGGAUCCACCACUUGGUAACCCAGUCUGUCGGCUAGACCGCCGAGAAAUUUGGAAUUGGCCCCCCUCGCUCAUAUUCCGCAGUCGAUGGGAACAGGGGGGAUUGGCCGGUUGGAGCAGGGGACCAGCGGUUUUGGCUGUAGAUCGAUUCGAAUUUAACUGGCUAUAUGCAUAA